UCUCCCGUCUCACUGCAGGUGAUUGUGUGAUCUGACGCAGCUCAUGCUGUUUUCUGUUCCAUCUAGGAUGGUGCUGUCUCUAGAUAAAUGGUUUUGGUGGCACGAAUACUGGUUCCCACCAGGAUUCACCUGGGAGGACAUAAAGGAAUCUGGGAGUAUCUCAUACCCCAAACCUCGAGAUCUCCUGCACAUCGUGCCCUAUGCCCUGCUCUUAGUUGGUGUCCGAUACCUCUUUCAAAGAUUCAUAGCCCGGCCCCUGGGCAGAAAGCUAGGGGUGAGGGACAAGGUGAGAUUGAACGCUCCACCCAAUACUGUGCUGGAAACCUUCUACGCUACUCAUAGCAAGAAGCCAAAGGAGGGGCAGCUGAUCAGUUUAUCCAAGCAGUGUGACUUGCCCACGAGAAAGGUGGAGAGGUGGUUCCGAUACCGGCGGAACCAGGACAAACCCAGUCUGACUACAAAAUUCUGUUCAGUGAGUUGGAGUUCUUUGUGUUACCUCAUUUCCUUCUGCACUGGACUUGUGGUCUUGUAUGAUAAGCCCUGGUUUUGGGACCCAAGAGAAUGCUGGGUGGGGUAUCCACAGCAGCCACUACAGCGCUCUAUGUACUGGUACUACAUGAUGGAACUCACCUUUGCCUUGGCACUGACUUUCACCAUGGCCUUUGAUGUGAAAAGAAAGGACUUUAAGGAACAAAUGGUGCACCACGCAACUACCAUCAUCCUGAUCAGUUACUCAUACUGUGCCAAUUACCUCCGGAUUGGGUCUUUGGUGAUGUUGCUCCAUGUUUCUUCCACUGCUCUCCUAGAGCUAACCAAGUUGCUUCAUUACUUGAACUGGAGACGUGCAAGCCACCUUCUCUUCUUAACUUUCUCGUCCGUUUUCCUUGUUACUCGGCUCAUCGUUUUCCCAUGCAGGGUGCUGUAUACUUCACUCUAUAUUUCCAUGGAGUUCCUCCAGCCCUUCUUCGGAUACUAUUUCAUGAAUGCUCUCCUGAUGGUUUUGCAGCUGCUGCACAUCUUCUGGGCCAGCCUAGUCAUUCACAUGCUCUACAAAUUCAUCAAUGGCACGAUAAAAAACGAUGCAAGAAGUGACACAGAAGAAAGUGAUGAGAGUGAAGAGGUGCAAGAACAGAACAACAAAGAGAAAAAUGGGACCAUGCAUUUCAGCAACGUCACAAACAAUUGCAGCCAAAGUAACAGCUACCACUCUGAAACCAGCCAAAGUAAUGUGGCCCAACAACUAACUGGCAGAGCCCAUCUCACUAAUGGGUGCUAAUGCUCCAGAACGGCUGACUGCCCCCGUCUAUAACAAAGCAGCCCAGUGUCCUUAGGAACUGUCAUGCUCACUGUAUAGACCUGUGGGGAUUAGGGUGACCAGAUGUCCUGAUUUUAUAGGGACAGUCCCGAUUUUGGGGUUUUUUUCUUAUAUGGGCUCCUAUUACCCCCCACCCCCUUCACACUUGCUGUCUGGUCACCCUGGUGGAGAUACAGCCAUUUGGCUAGUUAGUUUUAAGAGUAGCAACUAAAAGUUGCAAAUCUUUUAACCCAUAAGACAAUGAUGCUGUCUUAUUGCAGAUAAGUAUUUUCCACAAAACUGAUACUGAGCAUAACUAAUGCCAGAGCUAUGCUGAGGAAAGGUACAUAUCUCAGGCAAAUACUUCCCUUUGGAAGCAGGUCCCUUACUUAACCAAUACAGCCUUCUUCCUCACCUGUGGGAGUGUGGGUUUUGGGUAGUUAGUGAAGUGUUCUUAAGCAAUUCCCAAUUAUCGUUCAUGCUUUUCUGUUUAAAUUCUUCCUCCCAGCUGAUUUGGCUCACAAUUGUUUUCAGCUUUUUGAAACUGGCCCUUUUAA
Chrysemys picta bellii (western painted turtle) is the source of this 1851-nucleotide messenger RNA. Its product is annotated as ceramide synthase 4-like. Gene Ontology annotation, molecular function: DNA binding; sphingosine N-acyltransferase activity. NCBI's taxonomy places the organism in Eukaryota, Metazoa, Chordata, Testudines, Emydidae. Gene Ontology annotation, biological process: ceramide biosynthetic process. The record is from RefSeq and is a predicted model, not a curated record. Gene Ontology annotation, cellular component: membrane.